CUGGUGUCCCGCUGCUGAGGUGAUCUGGCGCAGAGCGCAGAGCUGCUUGCCGCUACUCGGGCUCCUCCCCUCGCCUUGUGGCCUCUCUGAGGUUGGUCCAGCUCUUGUGGACUCUUGCAGAAUGUGGAUGACGCCCAAAAGGAGCAAGAUGGAGGUCGACGAGGCUCUUGUUUUCCGACCCGAGUGGACCCAGCGUUACUUGGUGGUGGAGCCUCCAGAGGGCGACGGGGCCCUGUGCCUGGUCUGUCGCCGCCUCGUCGCCUCUACCCGCGAACGUGACGUCAGGCGCCACUACGAGGCGGAACACGAAUACUACGAGCGGUAUGUGGCGGAGGGCGAUCGCGCGGCCUUGGUGGAGCGUCUGCGUCAGGGCGACAUGUCGUUGAGCACCUUGCUCACUCCAGAGGAGAAAGCCGCUCGUGCAGGCCUCGGGCUCUGCCGCCUCUUGGCCUUGAAGGGUCGCGGCUGGGCUGAGGGGGACUUUGUACACCAGUGCAUGGAGAUAUUGCUAAAAGAGGUACUGCCCGAGCACGUAGGCGUCUUGGAAGGCAUUAAUUUGUCUCCAGAGAUCACAAGGCAGAGGAUUCUGAGCAUUGACAGUAACCUACGUUGUCAGCUUUUUAACCGAGCCAGACAAUUUAAAGCCUAUUCCCUUGCCUUGGACGACCAGGCUUUUGUGGCCUAUGAGAACUAUCUUCUGGUCUUUAUCCGUGGCGUGGGCCAUGAUUUGGAGGUGCAGGAAGACCUUCUGACCAUAAUCAACCUGACUCAUCACUUCAGUGUUGGUGCACUCAUGUCGGCGAUUCUAGAGUCUUUGCAGAGAGCAGGGCUUAGCUUGCAGCGAAUGGUUGGACUCACCACGACCCACACUUUGAGAAUGAUUGGUGAAAAUUCAGGACUGGUCUCAUACAUGAGAGAAAAGGCCGUGAGUCCCAACUGUUGGAAUGUUAUCCAUUAUUCAGGAUUUCUUCACUUGGAACUAUUGAGCUCCUACGACAUAGAUAUUAAUCAGAUCAUAAAUACCAUAUCCGAAUGGAUAGUUUUAAUCAAGACCAGAGGCGUUAGGCGACCUGAAUUUCAGCCUUUACUAACUGAAUCUGAGUCAGAGCAUGGCGAAAGGAUCAAUGGACGAUGUCUGAACAAUUGGCUUAGAAGAGGGAAAACUUUAAAAUUAAUAUUUUCGUUACGAAAAGAAAUAGAAGCAUUCUUGGUUUCAGUAGGGGCAACAACAGUCCAUUUCACGGACAAGCAGUGGCUUUGUGACUUUGGCUUCUUGGUGGAUAUUAUGAACUACCUUCAGGAACUCAGUGAAGAAUUGCAAACUAGUAAAGUCUUUGCUGCUUCUGCCUUUGAUCAUAUUUGUACUUUUGAAAGUAAACUGAAUUUAUUUCAGAGACAUAUUGAAGAAAAAAAUCUAACAGACUUUCCUGCUUUCAAAGAAGUUGUUGAUGAGCUUAAACAGCAAUUUAAGGAAGAUCAAAAAAUAUUUGAUCCUGACAGGUAUCAAAUGGUGAUCUCUCGUCUACAAAAAGAUUUUGAGAGACAUUUUAAGGACCUCAGAUUCAUCAAAAAGGACUUAGAACUUUUCUCAAAUCCAUUUAACUUUAAACCUGAAUAUGCACCUAUUUCAGUAAGAGUAGAACUGACAAAACUUCAGGCAAAUACUAGCCUUUGGAAUGAAUACAGAGUCAAAAACCUGGGACAGUUCUAUGCUGGAUUGCCUGCUGAAUCUUACCCAAUCAUCAAAGGGGUUGCCUAUAAGGUGGCAUCCUUGUUCGAUAGUAACCAAAUCUGCGAAAAAGCUUUUUCUUAUUUGACGCGAAACCAACACACUUUGAGCCAGCCAUUGACAGAUGAGCACCUUCAAGCCCUGUUUCGGGUUGCCACAACUGAAAUGGUUCCCAGUUGGGAUGAUCUUGUGAGAGGAAUAAAUGAAUCUAAUCUAUAAGCCUUUGUAGUACAACAUUGAAAGAAUAUCAGAAGCAAAAAUCUGUUUGAUUUUUUUUUUUUUUUCCCCCAAGUUUACUAAUUUGAAUUGUUGGAAAGCACCAACCUUACUACAAGGCAUCCAAAUCAAUCACAAUUCAGAACUUCUGACAGUUGCUUUUUUUCUCAUGUGGCAGCAUGGGACUUAAACAUGAGAAAACCACCUUUUUAAAAAACUUAAUUUAAUGGCAAAGUCAUUGUCUUUUACUUUUAUGGUAUAAUUGAUUUUAAUAUUGACAACAUUAGUUGAAUUAGAAGUCUGUUUUUAAGGUGUCCUGAAAAUACAUGCCAAAAAUUUUAACUCUUAUUUUAAUUAAGUUUUAAAAAUUUUGAUUCCUAUAGUCUGAAGUUAGCAACCCCUUAAGUACUUAAAUUUGCAAAAACUCACAUAGCAAGUUCAUGAAUCCAAGAAGGAAAAACACAUACAGUGGAGGUAUUUUGUCUAACAAAAUGUUUGAGACUAUAUUUUUAAAACAUUUCUGAAUCUGAAGUAAAUAUUGCUAGAUUUCCUUCCUCUCACCUUCCCCCAUCCACCCCAGUGAUAUUGAUAUUACCAAUAGAGGAAGUAAUCAAAAAUUUAGUCAAAGGAGCAAGAAUUGUUUUUAGGUUGCUGAUUUUAGGAGGCUUCCUGCAAUUUGGAGAUAAGACUAGCCAGUUUCUGGGGGUUUCCCCUGAAUUUUUCACAACUGGGGGCUUGCCUAUCAAAGGAAUAUGCACUUAUUCUGUGGUCACUAAUCCAGCAAAUUCAAGGAUCCAGGAUACAACCAAGAAUUUAGAAGGAACUCAUGCCUGAGCAAUCUUAAUGGAUGCUGUAAGAGCCUAGGAAACCAUUGUUUCAGUGCUUUUCAACCAGAGGAAGUAACCCUCCUUCCCAGAGGAUGCUAGGAAAUGUGUAGGGACACCUUUUUGGUUGUCAUAUUUGCUGGGGGGUUUCUGCUGGAAUUUAAACCUAAAGACCACUCCCUCCUGCAGUGUACACAACAGCCUGGCGUGAUGAAGAAUUUUCUCUUCCUGUCUGUAGACCCCCAGUGUAUAUUGUAUGUCAAGAGACAGGGCAAAUUACCGGUAGAAGCAAAAUUAGGCAAGUUGGGUAAACUGAUGGAAUACUUGACAUGAGAGAAUAAUUCCAGUAUUCCAAGGUUAGUUGGUAAGGUGCAAUAAAGGCAUUGAUAGGUUUCAGUAGCUCACACAAUAGCAUUUAUAAAUCAGUAAUUAAUACUGAAUCAGAUUAAAGGGCUCUGUCCUACACACAAUUAGUUUAGGGCAGGCAAACCUUACAUAUUGAUAACAUCAAGUUGAGAGUUUAAUUAGCAAAGAGUAAGCUCAGAUACCUGAAAAGAUGACAGUGAAAAACUGAAAAAAUAAAUCUACCGGUAAUUUCCCAAUAGUUUUUGAGUGUUGCUUUCACAGCAAAUGCUUUAUUACUUGUGAGAAAGUUUGUAAGACCUGAAGGCCGCUUUUGCUUUCUAAUCCCAGUUCCUCAGAUAUUGAAAUCUUGUAUAUUUUGUGAAGUUCUGGUAUGUUUUGCUUAACGUGAUAAUAAAACUAGUUUGCAUCAUAUAGUAACUGAGUGGGGGGAGACAAAAGUCAAGGAUUUUAACAUUGAUCUCAGCAAUAGAGAAUUUGCUAUAACUAGUCUUGUUUUUUAAAAAAAAGUGUGUAUUUUACUGUUUUCUGUAUUAAGUAAUUCUGUAGCUGCAUGGCAUUCUUUUCUUUUAUAAGUAUAUAGCUGUUAUUGGUCCUGUUGUAUCAGUGCAUAUAGAUGAAAUAAGUACCAUUCAAAAAAAGAAGAAAAAAAAAAAAAAAACUCCAUGUCCUUACCAAUUAUCUUCCCAUAUCUCCCAUUACCACUUGUUUCUUGAAACUUUGUUCUCCUAGUUUUGUUUUGACAGAAUGUUCUAUCGAGAUUGCUAAUUCCUUGUCAAUAUCCUUACCGUCCGUCCUUGAACUAUUACUUUAGAUUGAGGAGAUUUUAGUUCCAGGUAUGCUUUCUCAGUCUUCUUGCAGGCACCUCUUCCCUUAAGUAUCUGUUGUUAGAAUUUUUUUUUUUUCAAGGCUACCUAAUCUCCCUUGCCUUAUCUCCCUUUUAUCAUCUCCCUAGCUGAUCUCAUCCUCUCCUUCCAUGGCUUCAUUUACCACCUGUAUGCAGAUACUCCCAAAUUUAUAUUUCUUUUCUAGAUUUUUCCCAAGUCAUAUAUUUAAUUGCUAACAAAUCCACCUUGCUGUCUCACAGGUACCAAACACAUCAUUGAUCUUGACCCCAAACCUGCUGCUCUUCUCAUUGUUCCUCUUUCUUCAGUAAAUGGGACUAUCACUACCAACCAUCCAGUUGCCCUUACCCAAGCCAAAAACUGAGUCAUUCUGGUCAUGUCAGUCCUGUGCUUUAAUCAUUGCCCUUAGAAUAUAAUAUGAAUUUUUAUUUAUCUUUCAGGUCUCAGUUUAUAUGCACCUUCAUCUAGGAAGCCUUUGUUGAUGCCCUCUAGACUAGUUCCCCUGAAUAUAUACUCCCUAAUCACCCUAUUCUUCCCCAGCCAUACACUUAAUUCUUGUUACUGGUUUUUGAUCACUGCUAGACUAAGCUUUAUAAGGGCAGGGACCAUAUAAGCCUUGCUCACUAUUUUAUCUUUAGCAGUUAACACAAUGCUUGGCAUCUUAAGAAAUGUUUGGAUAAAUAAAUAUAUGUGUAGUGUUUUACAGUCUUUGACUCUCUAUCACAGUCUCAUUUGAUCUUCACAGUCAUCCUACCUGUUCAUUGGGUAGUUGUUAAACAUAUUGCAAAUCAAGAAUAAAGCUUAAGUUUCUUUGUGACUAGGGACCUCGUUGUUGUAUUCCUAGAAUUUAGUGCAGUGCUUAGCAUGUGGUUCACAUAUGUGAAUGUCGUCAAGGAAACAAACUUGAGAUUGCAGUUUUCCCUAGUAAACAAUGAGUAUUAGGAUUCAAACCCAGCUGUACUCACAUAAAUCCACUAUGUAAUAUUAUAUACAUUCAUGAUACAGAGUCUUAACUUAUUUUUUUUAUUCCAAAGGCAGAUUUCCAAAGGAACCUACUUAUAGAGAGAAAACUACAACUUUUGGACAACUUUUUAGAUUGAACUAAGGUUAAACUUCAGUAUUUAUGAAGUUACAUUCAGUAUUAGUGAAAGAUAAUGCCAUAUAAGACUUAAUGUCCAUUUUUCCUUUUGUAGGCAUCAACCCUAGGAGAAAAUGGCAUGCUAUUUAUUUUGCUACUUUCCUUUACAGAUGAUUUCUGGCUCUUCUGGAAUUUAAAAGUAAGUAAAUUUAACAAAAUACUAGAAGAAUGACUUAGUCGUCUGGUCGCUAGAUGUUUAGUUCAUUUGCUGUCCUACCUACAUAAUGUUCUUACCACCUCUCCAAGGGAGAGGACCCAAAGUGAUAUAUAGUUAAUAUAUACUUUUUUUGCUAUAUUUCUUUGCUUUCAUGUUUCCAUGCCUCUCUGAACUUAAUUUCUGGGUAAUGGACCUUUAAGUCUUAAGUAGAGUAGCCAUACCCUUAAGUCUUUUUUUCCUUAAGCUAUUCUAAUUUACAGGAUUAACUACAAUUAUACUCUUAGUUGGACUGCUAGUCUAAGUCACAUUAAUUCAUUCAGAGAUCUUAACAGUAGGUAUGAUAGUCAUCCAGUGAUUUGAUCCUUGCUGCAAAACUAGGUUUUAAUCAGCCUUUGGGUUAAAGGAUUUUUCACUUUUGUCUUAUAAUUGUAAAGUUGCUUCAUUCUACCCAGUAAGUAUUUGAGUUUAUGAAUUCUCUAUUUCCUUCCAUGUCUGCCUGCAAACUGAACAAUUCUUUUCUGAGUUAUCUUUUCUCUACUUUUUGUCAGAUGCAGCCAACAUCAACCACAAAGUAAUUUGUUUUCUUUAGUAAGGGGUAAAUUAGUUUAUCCCUUCUAGUUUAUCUCGAGGAAUAGUUUCACCUCUCCAUAAUAUCAGUUGCCCCUGUGUAAGUUAUUUCUUCUAUCCUCCAACAGUAAUUUCCUGAAUGUCUGCCAACUAAUCACUAAGCCAGCGUGUUCAGUAUUUUUGUUUUUUAAAACAGGAAACCAGUUUCUGUGUGAGGAUGAGUGAGAUUGCCAUGGGGUAACAACUACAAAAUCUUAGGGUUUCAAACAACUUAUCUCUUGCAAUUUGGCUAGGGACUUUGCUCUAGAUAACAGGUUGGCAAACUACAGCCCAUAGGCAAAAUCUAUCCUGCUUUUUUUGUUUCUCUGAAGUUUUAUUGGAGUAAAGCCUUGUCCACAUAUAUUUUCUGUGGCUGAUUUUGCUUUACAGUGGCAGAGUUUAGUUUCAACAGAGCAUAUGUCCCACAACGCCUAAAAUAUUUACUCUGUAACCCUUUACAGAAAAAGUUUCUUAAUCUUUGCUCUUUAUAUUCUUCAUUCUGGAACUCAGACUGACAAAGCAGAUAUAAUCAGGGAUGUGGCUGCUCACUUUGGGAAAUGAAAAAAGUUAGCCAAAUAACUUGAAGGCCCUUAAGGUACACAGCCACACCAGAGUUCUACGAGCAUAAUCCUUCCAUGCACCAGGGAGGAAAGCCAGAAAUAUCUGGAAGGUAACACUCCUGAUUAACAUGAUUAUGUCUCUCCAUUUAUAUAAUUUUUUCAUUGAGGUAAAACUUAAAAUUAAGUGUACACAUCAAUAUAUUUGAAUGAACCACCCAGAUCACAAUAGAAAGUAUUUGUCACCCCAGUAGAUGCCCUUAUGCCUCUCUCACACACAGAUAACUGCUGUUCUGAUCUUUAUCACCUUAAGUUAGUUAUACCUGUUUUAUAACUAAGUGGAAUAAUUAUAUACACUCUUUUUUGUCUUUGUUCAACAUGUUUGUGAGGGUCAUCCAUGUUAAUGUAUGUAGCAGCAAUUCAUUUUUUACUUUGUGUUGUAUUCCAUUGUAUGACUCUACUACAAUUUGUCCAUUCUGAUUUUGAUGGAAAUUUGGAUUGUUUCCAAUUUGUGGUCAUUAUGAAUAAAGUUGCUAUGAAAAUG
Sciurus carolinensis (gray squirrel) is the source of this 6979-nucleotide messenger RNA. It is a transcript of the gene Epm2aip1, whose product is annotated as EPM2A interacting protein 1. The transcript has 2 exons. The coding region runs from base 122 to 1948 and encodes 608 amino acids. The record is from RefSeq and is a predicted model, not a curated record. Gene Ontology annotation, biological process: positive regulation of glycogen (starch) synthase activity; positive regulation of glycogen biosynthetic process; response to insulin. Lineage: Eukaryota; Metazoa; Chordata; Mammalia; Rodentia; Sciuridae.